GUUUGGUCUUUCUGAGCCACCGUACCUCAGCAGCGGUCUGUGUGUUUCUGUGCUGCGGCUCGGUGUUAACUGCAGUAGUCACUCCAGUAAAACGGAAGUAAGAAAAGUACAUAUUGUCAUCCAGAAAUUAAAAUAUUCCAGGGAUUUCCAGGAAUUUCUCCUAAAAUUCAUCACCACAACAAAAAGGAUAUUUAACUAAGAGCAAUGUUAAACUGCUGAAAGAGGUGAAGCACAAGACAUCCUGAAGAAUCUCCAGAACACGCAGAAAUUGUUUGAUACGUUUAACAGAUAAACAAAGCAAAGUCCCGACAUGGAGAAACAUCACCAGGGCAUUCACACAGGAGAGAAACCGUAUUACUGCUCAGACUGCGGGAAGAGUUUUAUUACACAGAGUCAACUCAAAAUUCACCAACGCAUUCACACAGGAGAGAAACCGUAUUACUGCUCUGACUGUGGGAAGAGUUUUAAUCAAGAGGGUCAUCUCAAACGACACCAGCGAAUUCACACAGGAGAGAAACCAUAUUGCUGCUUAGACUGUGGAAAGACUUUUACUGAAAAGAGUGCUCUCAAAAAACACCAGCGCAUUCACACAGGAGAGAAACCGUAUCACUGCUCAGACUGUGGGAAGAGUUUUAAUCGACAGAGUAAUCUCAAAAAACACCAGCGCAUUCACACAGGAGAGAAACCGUAUCACUGCUCAGACUGUGGCAAGAGUUUUAAUCUACAGAGUAGUCUCAAAAUACACCAGCGCAUUCACACAGGAGAGAAACCGUAUUACUGCUCAGACUGCGGGAAGAGUUUUAUUACACAGAGUCAACUCAAAAUUCACCAACACAUUCACACAGGAGAGAAACCGUAUUACUGCUCAGACUGUGGGAAGAGUUUUAAUCAAGAGGGUCAUCUCAAACGACACCAGCGAAUUCACACAGGAGAGAAACCGUAUUACUGCUCAGACUGCGGGAAGAGUUUUAUUACACAGAGUCAACUCAAAAUUCACCAACGAAUUCACACAGGAGAGAAACCGUAUCACUGCUCAGACUGUGGGAAGAGUUUUAAUCGACAGAGUAAUCUCAAAAAACACCAGCGCAUUCACACAGGAGAGAAACCGUAUCACUGCUCAGACUGCGGGAAGAGUUUUAUUACACAGAGUCAACUCAAAAUUCACCAACGAAUUCACACAGGAGAGAAACCGUAUCACUGCUCAGACUGUGGGAAGAGUUUUAAUCAACUGAAUUAUCUUAAAAAUCACCAGCGCAUUCACACAGGAGAGAUAACUAUCUCAGAUGUUCCACUGCAAUAAAAAGUGCAAAUUCUAAAUCGUUGACAGCCAAAGCACCUUAUUCCACCCAGAAUCUUCACUCUGUCACUUCACUCUGUCACUCUGACACAUUCCACCAGAAACAAUCAUGAACUGAAUUUAACAAUGCCUUUGACAGGUUCAGCAAAAUGAAUCUUAUCUGGGGAUGUUGUUUAAUGUAUUCCAUGCUAUGUUUUUCCCAGACAUGUGUAUGUAUAAAGACAUGUAAAAAAAACCUAGAAACUCAGACUUAAGUAAAAGUACAAGUAUAUUUAUUUGAUUAGAAUUUGAAGUGUUAUUUAAGCUUCAUACUUGUACUUGUGUUGCAAGUAGUUUUUCUACAUAUUUGAAUCUAGUACUGAAAGCAAAUUACAACUAAUGUGUUAUGUAGAUAUUAUGGAAAGAACUCAAAAGUUUGAAUAUCAUCUUGUUUAUAUUAUUUCUAAUGUUUAUGUUUACUAAUACUAAUGUCUAAUGCUAGUUUACAGUAACAUCCUUUCUAGGACACUUCACUAAUUUACAGGUUCUACAUUAGCCUUUAGAACUAAUAAUAUUUUACAUUUAAAGAGUGUGGAUUUAAUAGUUCCAGGACAUUUGUAGUUUAAAAAUUUAGUAUGCUUUGCCAUAAGGAGGAAUGAAUAAUUUGGUAAAUGUAUAUUUCAUUCCCAGCCUUAACAGAUACUUAUUUGUUUAAAUGUAAACCUUUUCAUUUUAUUUUCUCCAAUUCUGUUCAUUUAUUUACCUUGCAAAUGUGUAUUGUGUCACUCUGUUUAAUGUUGUUCAAAAGGAGUCUUUGUUUUUGUUUGUUAAAAUAUAAAAUGUAGUUUUUUUUUU
Molecule: messenger RNA, 2131 nt
Organism: Astyanax mexicanus (Mexican tetra)
Lineage: Eukaryota; Metazoa; Chordata; Actinopteri; Characiformes; Acestrorhamphidae
Product: zinc finger protein 420-like
Exons: 3
Coding region: 311-1300 (329 amino acids)
Biological process (GO): regulation of transcription by RNA polymerase II; central nervous system development
Cellular component (GO): nucleus
Molecular function (GO): RNA polymerase II cis-regulatory region sequence-specific DNA binding; DNA-binding transcription factor activity, RNA polymerase II-specific
Source: RefSeq, a predicted model, not a curated record